This is a messenger RNA of Vespa crabro (European hornet), 916 nucleotides long. RefSeq lists its product as uncharacterized. NCBI's taxonomy places the organism in Eukaryota, Metazoa, Arthropoda, Insecta, Hymenoptera, Vespidae. Gene Ontology annotation, biological process: positive regulation of DNA-templated transcription; double-strand break repair via homologous recombination. The coding region runs from base 149 to 700 and encodes 183 amino acids. The record is from RefSeq and is a predicted model, not a curated record. The transcript has 3 exons. Gene Ontology annotation, cellular component: Swi5-Sfr1 complex.
UUUCAGAGAAACAAGUAUGUUUUUUAGGAUGUGUAAUUUAGAAUAAACUUCAUAUAACAUUGAUUUAUUUAUUUGAAGUUGAUGGAAUAAGUAUUAAUUUUUAAUAAAUUGUGUGUUAUGUAAACAAUAACAAAUUUAUUAUUACAAAAUGUGUGAAAAAACCAUAACUUCAGCACAUAUGAAACUGAAAAACAGUCCAACAGUAAACAAACCGUUUCGUUCAUUAUUUAACACUUCUGAUGUGAGUCCCAAACGUAAAUCUAAUGUUAAAAAUUUAGAACAAGUAAACAUUAAAUCACAAGUUAGGGAAAAUAUUAAACGAAAAUUGUCUCAAGAAUCAAUUGCUAUGAAAAAGAUACGAUUUGAUCUCGAAAAUGAUAUAGAAAACGUCAGAAUUGAUGAGAGUAUGAAUGUAUUUUCAAAUGAUUUAGAAGAAUUAGAAAAGAGAAUAUUAAAGAAACAGAAAGAAAUCGAGAUUUUGAGAAACGAAAUUUCAUAUUGUAAAAAGAACAAUUCUGAUGAUUUGGAAGCUGAUAUUAAAAGGUGGAGACAUGCUUGCCAAGAUGCUCUGGAAAGAUUGCAGAAAGAUUUAGAAAAUAAACGAGGACAGGUAAUGUCUAUGGAAGAAAUAUUAUCAUCAUUGGGUAUACCUAAAUCUUUAGUAUAUUAUUCUACCGAGAAUGACACAUUUAUUAAGUAAUGAAAUAUCUCAUAUUUUUGGUUAUCUUUCUAAUUUGAUAGUACCUUAUAUACAACAUGAAAAUUACUAAUUUGUUCUUAACAAAAUCUAAAGAAUAUAUCCAUAAUUUUACAUUAAUAUUUAUGUGGUCUCAAUGGACGAUUGGGAUCGAAUAAUGGUGGGUCAUUUACAUAUUUUGGAUCUUUUGUAAAAUGUCCCAUUAAACCUUAAAAAAUA